AUGGAUUCAGCGAAAGAUGUAAAUACUAUCACAAAGUAUAUCAUUGUGACUGGGGGGAAUAUGAGCGGGCUGGGAAAAGGAACAGCCAUGAGCAGCAUGGGGGUACUAUUGUUAACGAAAAAUAUUCUACUGACGACGAUAAAAAUAGAUCCGUACUUAAAUAUAGACGCGGGAACGAUGUCUCCAUAUGAACAUGGGGAAGUAUACGUACUGGAAGAUGGUGGAGAAGUGGACUUGGAUUUAGGAAACUACGAGCGCUUUUUAAACAUAAAAUUAUCAUAUAAAAAUAAUAUAACCUCGGGAAAGGUAUACGAAGAAGUUAUAAAAAAAGAAAGGAAAGGAGAAUAUUUGGGAAAGACUGUUCAGGUUGUGCCACACGUAACGGAUGCUAUACAGAAGUGGAUCAAAGGAGUUAUAGAUGACAAUAUAAAGAGAAUGAAAAAAGAAUACAACAUUAGAGCUUCGUCAACACCAAAUACAGUCCCAUGCAUUUGUAUGAUAGAAGUAGGUGGAACAGUUGGAGAUAUUGAAUCGGCUGUUUACCUAGAAGCAUUGCAACAGUUAAUAAAUAAUUUAAAUUCAGAUGAUGUGUGUUUAUGUCAUUUAUCCUACGUACCAAUUAUGGGGACUCUAAGGGAACAAAAAACCAAACCAACACAACAUAGUGUCAAAAUAUUAAGGGAAGCUGGAUUGAAACCAGACUUCAUAUUUUGUAGAUGUGAAGAACCCUUAACAGAGGAAGCCAUUCAAAAAAUUUCUCUCUUCUCGCAAGUGAAAAAUGAGCAUGUCAUAUCUUUACAUGACACAUCCAAUGUGUAUAAAGUUCCCCUAAUACUGGAGCAACAAAGUUUCUCUGCCAAUGUUCUAAAAAAACUCAAUUUGCAAGAUACGGUCUUGAAAAAUAAAUUACAAAUAAGUCCAUACUCAUUCAGUACCUGGAAACAGCUAUCAGAUAGAUACGAAUCUUCAAACGAAUGUGUUGUCAUUGGCAUUGUGGGAAAAUACACAGCUUCGAAUGACACAUAUUUGUCUAUCAUUUCUUCCCUCGUCCAUGCGUGUAUAGAAUGCGGAUUCAAGUUAAUUAUCAAAUAUAUCAACAGUAGCCAUUUAUCUUUGAAAAAAAAAAGCAAAAAAAAAAAUAUCGAUCUGAAGAGGAAAGCCAGAAAAUAUUCCUACGAUACAUUUUCCCAAAUCAAUACCACACAGAAACAUCUCUUUGUUGAUGAUACAACUUCGGAUGAAGAUUACGAUAAGAAGAGAAGAAUGAAGUAUGAGCGUGCAUGGGAUAUUCUCCGAUCCGUGGAUGGUAUACUAGUCCCUGGAGGAUUCGGAACCAGAGGUAUUAAGGGAAAGUAUCUCUCAUCCAAAUAUUGCAGACUGAAUAAUGUGCCUUACUUGGGCAUUUGCCUUGGCAUGCAGACAGCCGUCAUCGAUGUUGCUAGGCAAUACCUAAAUAAAUAUGCCAACUCAGAAGAGUUCGAAGAUUUAAUUGAAGUUCACAACAAUUCGCAUGAUAAAAUGAUUAACAAGAAGAAAAGGGAAUAUAACACAUGCGCAACGGACUACUCCGGAAGUGCAAACGAAUUCACCAAAGGACGAGUCCACACGGAUGAUGUUUGUUUCGAAAUGAAAAAGGAAACCCCACACAUUCGCUCCAAUCUGCACGGUGCUAGAAAUGUCUCGCAGAGCAGCUUGCCAUACAACGACGACAACGAUAGUGACUCUCUCGCGCAAAAGAAGCACGCAAUCUCGGCAUGCUCCACAAAUGAAGAAAUGCCCAACAGUAUGGGGUUGGAGGCCAGUGAAGGGGGCGAAAAUGAUCAGAGUGGCACCUAUGGUCCAAAUAGCCAAAUCGGUAACGGGAAAAAAGAGCAUUGCGAGAAGUCCCACACCGAUAUGAUGAACUGUGACUUGUGUUCGCCGCAUGACCAAGGUGAACAUCCCUCUGACGUCGCGCAUCUCUUGGCUACGCAAAAGUACAUUGAGGAUAUCCCCAAAAAAAUAAACGAUCCAGCAUUACAGGAGAAAAUAAAAUUAAUGGGCAUACAGGACUACUACAACAGUAUAGAAGAGAUAGAUAACAACAAUGUUAUCAUCUCCAUGAAUGAAUUCAAAGGCGACGAUAAUAAGGGAGGCACCAUGCGAUUAGGCGUGAAGCAAUCCAAAGUGAUUGACAAAGAUUCCCUCACUUACAAAGCAUAUGAUGAAGCGACGUACAUAUUCGAAAGACAUAGACAUAGGUUUGAAAUAAAUCCAAAAUAUGUUCCACUCUUAGAAUCCGUUGGACUCAGCUUUGUGGCAAAAGAUGUUGACAGUGUCAGAAUGGAGAUCUGUGAAAUGAAGAAGUUAAAUUUUUACGUGGGUGUACAAUUCCACCCCGAAUUUACUUCUCGUCCAUUUAAGGCGAACCCGAUAUUCCUGGCCUUCAUUUUAGCAUCCAAGGGGAAAUUAAAGGAGCGUCUGGACAAGUACGGAAAUAAGUUAUGUUCGGGGAGUCUAUACCGGUAG
Messenger RNA from Plasmodium fragile, 2508 nucleotides. RefSeq names its product CTP synthase. The record is from RefSeq and is a predicted model, not a curated record. Bases 1 to 2508 code for a protein of 835 amino acids. Gene Ontology annotation, molecular function: identical protein binding; CTP synthase activity. The transcript has a single exon. NCBI's taxonomy places the organism in Eukaryota, Apicomplexa, Aconoidasida, Haemosporida, Plasmodiidae. Gene Ontology annotation, biological process: pyrimidine nucleobase biosynthetic process; CTP biosynthetic process.